UAUUAUUUAAAUCAGAAGACAAAGUCCAAAACUUCCAUAUAUCUCUUCUUCUUCUCAAACCCCAUUCAGAUUCAGUGAAACUCAGCAACCUAAUUCUUAAUUUCUGAUCAAAUCAUCAAACAUGUUCAAAAAAUCUGAGCCUUCUCAAAACACUGUCCUCCAAAUUAAGCAAGAUGAUAAAUUCUUCUGCAGGCUUCUCACAAAGGAAAGUUCCAUGACCAACCCAUCUUUCAGAGUUGCAGCAGUUACUGUCCCCUUUGUGUGGGAAUCUCAACCUGGCACUCCCAAAUACACAUUCUCUGAGAACACUCUCCCUCCUCUUACUCCUCCACCUUCCUAUUACUCCAGCACCAGUCCCUGCAAAAAACAAGUGAAGAAAAGAUCAAGAUCCAAUCUUUUGCUUGCUCUGCUUCCAAAACUGAAUCUCAAGAAAACCAUUCUCUCAUCAUCAUCAACCUCUUCAUCAUCACCUUCCACCUUCUCAUCUCCAUCAUGGUCAUCCUCAUCAGAUUCUUCUUCAUCCAAGGUUGUUCAAGUGAGGAAGAUUGGAAGGAGGCGUUUUUUAAGCUUUGGUUCAUCUUUUGAUUUCAGGGGAGAUGAUAAAGAUGAAGUUGGUGGUGAUGUUGGUUCACCCACUUCAACACUCUGCUUUCGAAUUCCUCGUUCUACAAGCAAUAAGGCUAAAAUGGAGUUCCCAGGCUCCUCAAGGAGGUGAGCUGAGUCGGUUUCAUUACGGACUAAAUGACAAUUAUUGAAGUUUAUCUACUAAAAAACACUAGAUAAACUCCAAUAAAGUGCUCUUUGGUCCGCAUUCAAACGAGCAGGCUCUUAAUUUCUGUGUAAAUCUUUGUGCUCUAUAAUUUAUGUUUAGAGGGAAAGUGGGAAACCAAAUUUUCUAGGAUAGAUUUGGUCUAGGGUGUGUUUUUAUCAAAUAAAAAGGUUUGCUUCUGAUUAAGGUGUGUUAUAAACAUUUUUAGGAAGUUAAGUAGUUACAAACCAGCAUAUGAAGUUUCUGAUUGCGUUUAAAAUGUUGCAAAACAGAGUUGGAUCCAUUAUCUCCAUGGAUGCUAAUGAAUUUUAUGCAAGAAGUUGUUGUUGUA
Messenger RNA from Lotus japonicus, 1100 nucleotides. RefSeq lists its product as uncharacterized. The record is from RefSeq and is a predicted model, not a curated record. The transcript has a single exon. NCBI's taxonomy places the organism in Eukaryota, Viridiplantae, Streptophyta, Magnoliopsida, Fabales, Fabaceae. Bases 122 to 715 code for a protein of 197 amino acids.